AUGACUGUUCGUGGACAUUGGUUUUUGAGCCCAAGGACCGAGUACACUGUGGCUGUCCAGACUGCAUCAAAACAGAUGGAUGGAGAUUAUGCUGUGUCAGAGUGGAGUGAAAUUAUUGAAUUCUGCACUGCAGAUUAUUCAAAGGUGCAUCUAACACAGCUUAUGGAGAAAGCUGAAGCAAUUGCAGGACGUAUGCUGAAAUUUUCAGUUUUUUACCGAAACCAACACAAAGAAUACUUCGACUACACCCAGAAGCAUCAUGGGAAUGUCAUGCAGCCCUCACCAAAAGACAACAGUGGCAGUCAUGGUUCCCCAAUCAGUGCCAAACUGGAAGGAGUCUUCUUCAGCUGCAACACUGAGUUCAACACUGGGAAGCCUCCACAAGAUUCCCCAUAUGGGAGAUACAGAGUCGAGAUACCUGCUGAAAAACUCUUCAACCCAAACACCAACCUGUACUUUGGGGACUUCUACUGUAUGUACACAGCUUAUCACUAUGUUAUUGUGGUUAUUGCUCCAGUGGGCUCACCAGGAGAUGAGUUUUGCAAGCAGCGCCUUCCUCAGCUCAGCCUGAAUGACAACAAAUUUCUGACCUGCACUGAAGAGGACGGCAGUCUGGUAUUUCACCAUGCUCAAGACGUAAUCUUGGAAGUCAUUUACACUGACCCUGUAGAUCUUUCUUGGGGUUCAGUGGCAGAAAUAAUUGGCCACCAGCUCAUGAGCUUGUCUACUGCCGAUGCAAAAAAAGAUCCCAGCUGCAAGACCUGCAACAUCAGUGUUGGACGUUAA
Messenger RNA from Staurois parvus, 786 nucleotides. Lineage: Eukaryota; Metazoa; Chordata; Amphibia; Anura; Ranidae. The record is from the annotation of a GenBank genome assembly.